AUGACCAAAAUCGACGACACCAUCAGCUCGGGGUUCAACCUCGGAAACGAGCUGGACUACAUGCUUGAUCGAACCUAUACCGCCGCGUCGCGACUGAACUACCAAUUCUACCUCUGGAAAGAUGCCCUACAAUUCAACCUGCAUCCGUCGAUUCGGCUGCCCCCGGAUACUUCUACUCCACUACGGAUCGCCGACCUCGCCACGGGCACUGCGAUCUGGCUCUUAGACCUUCUCAGGGACCCAGCAGUGGCCCAUUACCCGUCCCUGCAGCUCCAUGGCUUCGACAUUGAUUUGGCAAGUGCACCUCCCCCGGAAUGGCUCCCCUCAUCCAUCACGCUGCGCCAGUUAGACGUCUUUGACGAGGUACCGGGCGACCUCCGUGGCAAAUACGACGUAGUCCACCUCCGUCUGCUUGUCCUCGUGGUGCAGAACAGCGACCCCCUCCCGAUCAUCCACCGGGUGCACCAGAUGCUCAAGCCGGGCGGCUACAUCCAAUGGGACGACCUGAACUACCCUGAUAGCGAGGUCGUCAAAGGUCAAGCCAUGAGGGACGUGCCGACCCCGGCGCACGAUGCCUUCCUGCGCUUCGCGCGGUCGAGCGGUCGCAAUGACUGGAUCCUUGAUCUCCCACAACAUCUGAUGAAACGCCACGGUGGGUUCGAAAAUGCGCAGUUGCGCAAUUAUACGGACCGGCUGGAGAUGCGGAAGGCAAAUGGAGAUCAGUAUAUUCUCGUGAUAGAGGAGUUCUCAGCUCGACUGAAACGGGCGAAGAAAUUUGAGGAUGCUGCUAGCAUUGAUUUGAUGAUUCAAGGGUUGAUCCAGGAAUCGAGACUCGGGGUUGGGUUGUCGAUGCCCAGGGCUCGCGAUAAAGCCUGGCGAUAUGGCGAGUUUCCCUGCGUUGGGCAGUGGAUGUUUCUCCUGCCAGGCAUCGCCGCGUUUCCCCAAUUUAAGCAAGUGCUUGAGUGCGCGCGCCAAGGGGGCGUCGUGAUGGAUCUCGGCUGCGGACUGGGCCAAAAUCUCCGACUCCUGGCAGCUAGUGGCGCUCCUCCGGACAGAAUGUGGGCGCUCGACCUCCGUCCGGAGCUGUGGCAAUUAGGGUACGAGCUCUAUCGAGAUCAUGAUCGGUUGCCCGCAACAUUCAUUCCUGGCGACUUUCUACAGGAAGACGACUGCGUUGAUUUGCCGAAGCUGUAUGGUGAGGUUGAUAUCAUGAUUUCCGGGCAGUUCCUCCAUCUUUUCUCAUGGGAGGGACAAAAACAGGCGGGAAGGCGAAUUGUCGCCCUGUCAAAGCCGGGGACUAUAUUGAUCGGUUAUCAACAGUCACGGCGACAGGCUCGGGAAUAUAUUCGCCCCUGGGGGAUGAUGUUCUACCAUAAUCUCGAAAGCUUUCAGCAAAUGUGGCUGGAGAUUUCUCACGAGACGAACACCGAGUGGACGGUGGAUGCGACAGUGGUGGACUUGGAACAAUGGGGGAUGCAAGCUGAAGACACUGAAUGGAUGCCACCAGAUCACCAGGGGCUGAACUUUUAUCUCACCCGAGUGCGUUAG
Aspergillus pseudotamarii is the source of this 1548-nucleotide messenger RNA. RefSeq lists its product as uncharacterized. NCBI's taxonomy places the organism in Eukaryota, Fungi, Ascomycota, Eurotiomycetes, Eurotiales, Aspergillaceae. The coding region runs from base 1 to 1548 and encodes 515 amino acids. The record is from RefSeq and is a predicted model, not a curated record. The transcript is spliced from 2 exons.